Rotaria socialis is the source of this 708-nucleotide messenger RNA. NCBI's taxonomy places the organism in Eukaryota, Metazoa, Rotifera, Eurotatoria, Philodinida, Philodinidae. The record is from the annotation of a GenBank genome assembly.
AUGAAAAGUAAAGAUCUACAAAACGUUGUACUUUCAAAGUACGAAAAAGGUGAAGGCCCAACGAAAAUAUUUCGUGACCUUAAUGGUACACUGUGCCUACACACAAUCAAACGGUGGUGCAAAAUGAUUGGACAGAGUGGUUCUAUACAACUGUUGAAGCCACCAGACUACCCACGUAUCGUUCGUACGAAGGGAGCUAGUGAAAAGGUCACACAUUGUUUGCAGCGGAAAAAGCCAAUAUCAACACGAAAAUUGGCGGGUGAUCUAGGUAUUUCGCAAGCAUCUGUGCAGCUAAUGCUCAGAGAGGAUCUAGGCCUUAAAACUUACAAAAAAGUAGUUGAACCGAUGCUCACUGACGAGCAUAAGGGAAAACGAAAUACUUUUGCAAAUUGGGUCCGAACAAAUUUCCGAAAAGAAGAGACAAUGAAUAUUUUCUUUUCUGAUGAGAAAAUGUUCGACAUCGAUGGUGUCUAUAGCAGUCAAAAUGAUCGUGUGUGGGCAGUAGAUCGUGUUGAUGCCGACACGAAAGGUGGCAUCAAGCCGAAACGAAAGUUCCCGCAAAAAGUCAUGGUUUGGUUGGGUGUGUGCUCUAAGGGUGUUACGCCAUUAGUUAUCUUCGACAAUGAUUCGGUAGAUCACGCCCGAUACACUCAAGAAGUGCUUCCAGUGGCACUUGAAUACGGCAACAAGGUGUUAGGAAGCCAAUGA